Molecule: messenger RNA, 5374 nt
Organism: Poecilia reticulata (guppy)
Lineage: Eukaryota; Metazoa; Chordata; Actinopteri; Cyprinodontiformes; Poeciliidae
Source: RefSeq, a predicted model, not a curated record
UGAUCAGAUGGCAUCUCACUAACUGGAGCUGGAUGCCUUGGCGGCCAGUGUCCACAUCAUGGCUCAGUUCGYCGAGGUCCUGAACCAGGUGAGGUCGGUCCUUACCGUGGCGCUGCCCGGCGAGGUUCACGCUCUGCUGGAGGGUCUGGUGGAAGAGGGGAUCAUCUCGGAGGCAUACAGGAACAGUUUGAAUCUGCACUGGCUCAAUGAUGGGAUUGUGCCUAAAUUCACAAGCAAACMAGGAUGCGUCGAGCUGGAUGAGGACUUAAACUCUCCAGGAUCCGUGGCUCAGUUGGACCUCAACCAAGAACCGAUGAGCCAAGURAGAACAGGCGGAUCGAAAUCUCUCGCUGGUGACCACAAUGUGGAACAAACGGAAUCGGUCUCAUUAAUAGAGGAACCAAACAACACAAGAUUUACCCCGGAGAAGAACAAGUGGCUCCAACAUGAAAUUCUGCAGAGAAAUCAGGAGGAAAUGCAGGAGUUAUUGGAAGAAGUUCUAAUGGACGUGUCCUACUUYARCCAAKWCCCUCUUUCCUCACUGCCAGUGUAUGACUGCACUCUCAGAUCCAGUGAUGAAAAAGCAGAACUGCUGAACGGUSCAAGCAGAGAGCCUCCUAGUGAUAAUGAAAGCAUAAACAUGGGGAAUGAGGAAAGUGAGGAGGUGUGGUUACAGCAGGUAGAGGACUCAGCCAGGAGGAUAGCUGUUCCUCUGUGGCAGAACUGGGACAGAGGGAGAGGGAUGUUGCAGACCCUCCUGCCCUGUGGGCCAAGCGGCUGCUCAAUAAGCGACAGGAUGAUGCUGGAGGGUGAAGCCCAGAGUGUCGUUUUGGACAUGGAGGAGGAAAUGGAGCUUGCAGCCGCUUGCAGUUCACUUGACACCUGCGUUGGCGACUUUGAGUGUGAAGAGCUGAGCUUCGCGUGUGACACAGAUGCAGGCAGGUCAGAACGAGAAGGGCUUCACUUCUCUACCCUCAGCGGAGUUGCUGUGUUCAACGCGGACGACUUCAGGAUCCUCGGAGCGACAAGAAAAGCCUCACCUGUUGAAGCCUGCAAAGCAACAGAGGCGGGAUACAUCACCCAAAUGCGGGAGGGCCAAUUCGAUGUUCUGUGUCCAGUCGGCAAGACGGCAGACCAAGUGGAUGACCUGUUCUGUUUCACAGCAGACGCACCAUAUCAACAAUGUGGAGCUCAAUCAGGACUGUCUGAAGCCACUUUCAGGGACCUGCUCCAUUCAGAUGUGCCUGUAGACAGCAGAACUGUUCUGCAAGAUGCCUCUCAUAGUCUCGCAGAAGGAUUUACAGAUUACCUAGAAGAUGCAGAAAUGUAUAACCAAGAUGGAGAAUUCCAAGAAAAGACGGAUUUACAUGGUGAUGCCAAGAUGCAAGAAAACGACCAGGAUUCCGCGGGCCUGUUKGAUUUGGGUUAUAUAAUGGACCUUUUGUGCGAUGAUGAAUAUUUAGCUUCUCAGCUGGAUCUGCUCUUCAGUAAUGAUCUGGGGCCUGACUGCUUUGAUGAUAUCACCCAAAACAGUGACACUCCUGUGGCACUGGAGGUCUCUGAUACUGCUAACCACAACGAGCAGAGAGAGCAGCGGAAGCCAUCGGGCAAAAUAAAACCCAAGAGAAAAAGACAGAAAGAUGCCCUUUCCACACAGUGCACCAAUGGAGACUCCAGAGUGAAAAGGCAUAAAACAACAGAACCACCAAAAACCCAGGAAGAAACUGCUGAGCCACCUGCCAUUCAUGAUGCCGAAGCAGUGUCAGUUCCAGCAGAGUCUGUGGGAUGCCUUCCCACCACUCCUCCGGGCAACCUGCUCGUGUUCCCGCCUCAGUCAGCUAAUUCCAUUCCCAUUCAGUUCAUCACAAUCCCAGACCCAUCUGCUUAUAAGGUGGUCCAGCUAUCCUCCUCCCCUCCUCCGCUUAUUAGGCUCCCACUCCCRAACACGGCUGCUACGCCAACGUACAUCUUCGUUCCUAAUCCCUCUCCGACCCGCAAACGCCAGGUUCCACCCCUCUCUCCAGAGAGGGACGACGAAAAGUUGUGCAACUCGCGCAAUUGCGACAAUGAGAACCGACCCACGAUCUUUGACAGCCUGAAUGGGAAACGCUACAACGUGCUGUUUGGCAACGCUGGCAUGGGGAAAACAACCGUGAUCAAGAAGCUGUGUCUCGACUGGUCCAAAGACUGCAUCCCUCAGUUUGACUUUGUCUUCCUAUUAGACGGCAAACAGCUCGCUUUAACGGAGCCCGUCCACAGCCUCCAGACGCUGCUGCUCAGUCAGUCCUCCUUCGCUCCACGCUGCGCGGACCCUGACGGGGUUUACUCGCAGAUCCUCGCAGAUCCUAAACGGGURCUUAUCGUUUUCGAUGGGUUUGACGAGCUGCGGCACUACGAAGUCCUGCUCCAGACUCAGAAGAAGGAGUUGGUAGCCUCGCUGCAAAAAGACAGCAAAGGCCAGACCUUUACGGUGAAGCAGCUGUUYUCCAGCAUCCUUCAGAGGGUCCUGCUUCCAGGCUGYACGCUCCUCCUYGCCACCCGCCCGAGAGGCAYRGCCAGCCAGUUGCUCCGCCGCGCUGACAGCUUUCUGGAGGUCUGCGGCUUCACUCCAGCGAACGUGGAGACAUACGUCUCCCAAUACUUCUCCGAUCCUGGACUUAGGGAAUCUGCUUUGGACUUCCUAAAAAGCAGCAGCUACCUGAAACUCCUCUGCUGGAACCCGGCUCUCUGCCACUUGGUGUGCGCAGCUUUGGAACAGUGCAAAAGUGAGGCUGCCUUACCAAGAACUCUAACUGCACUCUGUCACAAGGUGCUCUGCUUGAAAAUGGAAAAAGACAGAGGAAGCACAGAGUCACUUCCUGAGACAGACAUUUCUAACAAUUCUCAGUGGAUGAGAGUACAGAAAAACAAUCGCACAAGGCCCAGAGCGUGUGCUGCUUCUGGUAUCCAAAGAGCAAGGAGGACGAAGGGACAGAAGAAACUGGAUGAGGAGAACGUGUGCGUGGACACCAUCAGAUCAGAGUUGCUGUCCCAGCUUUGCUCUAUAGCCUGGGAGGGAGUGAAAUCCAACUCAUCUGUUGUUCCCAAAGGACGAACUGUCUCCACCAAACUCAGAGCYUUCAGCUUGAGGACGGGCCUGCUACUUUCUCAGUCCCUCAUGAGAAGGACGCCUUCCAAAAGAGAGGAUACGGAGGGAGGAGGACAAGUUAACAAUGGGAUAGAAGAAGUAGAGAAGGAAGAGAAUAGAGAAAAGGGAGGAAACCCACAAAUGUCUSAUGAAUGUGAAGAUGGGAUCCUGUUGUGGGCUAAUCCUUUCCUUCAGAGUUACAUGGCUGCUGUCCAUUUGUCUUUGUCAAGGACUGUGACAGACCACUCCUUUCUCCAGACCCUGCCUUUCCAGAUGGGUGCCAAAGGCCGACGGAAACCACAGAGAGAGGAGAUGGAGCUGACGCAGCGGAUCGCCGCAGGCCUCCUGUUCCACAACAGGACAGAGCUACGGAGUCUUCAUUCACACUCGGAAACAGUCUUCAGGGACAUGGUUGCCAGUAAGCAAGCUUUGGUGAUGAAACACCUGGAAGGUCUGUGUUUUGGGGAUUUGAGUUCAGCUCAGAUACUGGAGGUGUGCAACUACGUCUACGAAGCAAGUUUCACGCAGCAAGUGAGCGGGACGGACACCAGUGCCAAAAUGCUGACCCAUCUGGCAUCAAAUCUCCCUGAACUCCUAACAUUUCGGGGCGUUCCCCUCAACCCGCCAGAUGUGUUCACAGUGCAAAACGCUCUCGGGGCGGGCGGAGCUCAGGGCAGGAGUUUCUGUUUGGAUCUGGAAGACUCUGGGAUACAGAUCUGUGGACUUAGAACGUUAGUGGCCCUCAGCAACAUCAACACAUACAGGGCCUGCAUAGCAGACGUCGUCACCCUGUGGGAGGAGCUGGAGAAGAGGAGCGACGAGGGUCUCCUGCAAGGAGCGGUGUCCAAGUUCAAGAUCCAUCCUCUGAAAGCCACUCAGGUCUGUCACAUAGAGCACCUGGAAAGGCUCGUCAGCAUACACACCAGCAAGAGGCUCUCGGACAGCUCCGACCAAUCAAAUUCCCUCCUGUCAGAAGGGGUGCCAGCAGUCAAAGAGCUGCACAAGCUGGAGUUUGAGCUUGGCCCAGAAAACAGUCCCUUGGCUCUUCCCAAACUGUGGGACCUUCUCCCCGGACUCCAUAACCUGCAGCACUUGGACGUGGAAAACAGUAAGAUCGGAGACAAAGGAGCAGAGAAACUGGCAAAUGCGUUAGUCUCUCUUCGCUCACUGGAAGUACUGAAUUUGUCCGAGAACUGCAUAGGCGACCAGGGUGUGAAGAAGCUAGCCCUCUCCUUGAAGGACCUGCCCAAGCUGCACUGUCUAAGUCUGUACAGUAACGUGAUUUCCGACGAAGGGGCAGAGAGUUUAGCAGCUGUGCUCCCACACAUGGCUUCGCUUACAGACCUCGACAUUAAAUAUAACAAGAUGACGGAUAUUGGAGCACAAAGCUUGGGAGCCAGUUUGAGAAAGUGCUCUAAAGUUAAGACUUUGAGGAUGUGGAACCAGUGCAUACCAUAUGGAGUUUUUGAGAGACUUAAGCAGCAGGACAGCCGCAUCCUCUGGCAAUAAUAUGGUCCUUUAAAAAAAAAAAAAAAGUUCUACCUUGCACUGAAUUAAUCUGUCCUACGUAUUCAUCUGAACACUACCCUUUAAGUGUUCUAAAGCCUUCAAAUUAUGACAUUAAGAGCGUGUGAAGAUUUGCACUACAAUAAUUAGCUGCUGUUCAGCUCUUCAGGUAAAGAUUCUAGCUAUUCUUUAAAGGAGGAUUAAUACUUCCACACUCAGGAUCGCCUGUGUGGAAUGCUUUAUAUAAACCUUGCACAAUUUUAUAUCAUCUACAUGGAAAAGCUGUUGKUUUUUUUUUUUGUUUACAAUCAUCAAUGUAMAUUUUUGUGUGUGUUUUUUAUGUGUUUGUUUUUCUGGUUGUGAGCUACAGCUCAUAACCUGGUUACUUUCAUACAUAUACGUCUUUUAAUUGUGGUGUCACAUGUUUAUUUUUUUUACUAAAUGCUUGAGGUUAUUUAAAACCUCCCUUUUACACUUCCUCUCCUACGAGUUUCUGUUCCCUAUUUGUACACACACUGACCUUUCAGACGGGAGUGUUGCCUGCAGCUCUGUGUGUUUUUACACGGUCUCUCAUUGAAGGACAACGUCUGUCGCAUUAGCAGUUGAACACAGUUGUGUUUGGAUGAAAUGUUACAAAUGUGGAGCGAAAUCCCAAUGUUGGCCUGUGUGAAUGGUGCUAACAUCUCCCGGAAUGACACUCCAACUACAGCACAAAUCUAAUAAAUGGAUUUGAAAACUGGA